AUGGAGGCAGCUCUGUCCCGUGCCCUGUCUGCGAUAGAUGCUGCCAUAGCGGACCGCAGCAAGGCUGAGGCAGGCUGCAGAGGAUGUGUGCCCUGUCUGUUUCAGGACUGUGGACAGCGAAAAGGUGCCUGUGGUAAGCUUGAAUGCACAAACACUUCAAAACCAGGACUCAAAACUGUGACUCUAAGCUCUGAUGAUGAUAAUGAUGAUAAUUUCAUAGCAUCUUCAGAGACCACCCAAUUGGAGCCGAGCUGUGAGGUGAUCUCUCAUGCUCAGCAGGAAGCUGAUGAAGGUGAGAGGAGCUGGUUGCUAAGUCAGGCCUGUGGUUUCUACAAAUUCCGUUGCUCACCUGCUCAGCUGAACAAAGACUCAUGCAUCAGAAUUAUGGGAGAGAGCUGCAGCGCUCGUGUCUUGCAGUGCAGUCUGCUCAACACCAUGCAAAACCUGGAGCCAGCCACACAGACCACAACUCAAGCUGUGUGUGGGCAGCGCUUGUCCGUCAUGCAAAACUUGACACAGCCUCGCUCUCGUAUCAUGGGAGGGUCUCCGGCCCCUCCGGGCAGCUGGCCAUGGCUGGUGAACCUGCGGCUGGACGGGGCUUUGAUGUGUGGGGGUGUGCUAGUGGACAGCUCUUGGGUUGUUACUGCUGCCCAUUGCUUUGUUGGGAGUCGCAGUGAGAGUUACUGGACGGCUGUGGUGGGGGAGUUUGAUCUCACUAAAACUGACCCCGAUGAACAGGUCAUGAAGGUCAAUCGUAUCAUCACUCAUCCGAAGUUUAACCCAAAAACAUUUAAUAAUGACAUUGCUCUGGUGGAGCUGAGUUCUCCUGUAAUUCUGUCUGAAUGGGUCACACCUGUCUGUUUGCCCUCCGACCUCGAUCCCCCGGGUGGUACACCCUGUUUGGUGGCUGGCUGGGGCUCACUGUAUGAGGAUGGCCCCUCUGCAGAUGUGGUGAUGGAGGCUAAGGUGCCCCUGAUGUCUCAGACCACCUGUCGCAGUGCGCUUGGGAAGGAACUACUCACUAACACAAUGUUCUGCGCUGGGUACCUAUCUGGGGGCAUCGACUCAUGCCAGGGUGAUUCUGGUGGGCCGUUGAUCUUCCAGGACCGUUUAUCGGGACGGUUUCAGCUAUUUGGCAUCACCUCUUGGGGCGAUGGUUGUGGGGAGAAGGGAAAGCCUGGCGUGUAUACACGGGUCACUGCCUUCUCUGACUGGGUCUUGACAGAGAUACAGAAGUCCUUUGGGAGCCGGGAGCCCACGUGUCCUGAGCUGCUAAAGACAACUGAACUGUCUGAGGAACAACAGAUGUCAGAGUUCUGCCACUUUUACACACAGACCUGCUCUUCAGCCACUGACCCGUCUGCCUGCCAACGAUUGGCUCAGGAAAAAUGCCAAAGUCGAUUUAAGAAGUGCCAGUUACGUUCCUUUCUGCAGACACUUUUGGACUUGCUUCAGAGGGCUGAUGACUACAUCAGAGAUAAAGUCGAUCUGAACUUUUUAACUCAGACUCUUCCUCAGCUGGUGGAGAAUGUCUAUAGUUCUACACAUAUAAAACGACAACGUAGAAAUGCACCCACAACAGAGCAGGUAGGCCUGCCAGCAAUAUUCCAGCAAGUGGGCCCCCUGGUGGAUGACUGGGAGAGCUACCUCAGAGGCAUUGCUGAAGAUCUGGAUCAACUGAGAGAACUAAAGAACUCAGAGCAGCUGUCUCAGGAGGAACAACUCUUCACACCGGAUGAUGAAAAGGAAGAAUCCCCUACUCAUCAGCUAGACGGUGCACUCCGCUCCUCCAUUGCUUUUCUGCAUUCCAAACUGGAAUCACUGCGCUUUCCUGUCAUACCAGAGUUGGACCACCAACUGUUUCAGAGGGAUUUCACCACUGGAAAACCACAGGACAACAGUGCACAUUCUGAAGAGCCUGUACUGUCACCUGACAUUUGGACUGCUCUGAUACUUAAAGCUCUCAGAGGAAACACUACAGGAAGUGUCACAGGAGACCCAGUGAUGACAGCAUCUCUUGAGGAUACAUACACGCAUACACAGCCUCUCAAGCUCAGCACCAUGGAUCAUGCAGAGGCACUUCUUGAAAAAAGCUCUCUUUCUACUCCGAUGCCCCUGCUUCCACAGUCACUCUUCAAAAAGCUCCUUCAGAGGAAAAGGAGAGCCCUGUACAAGAGAAGGAUAAGAAGAGCAAAUGACAAAGUUUGCUCAGGAGUAACUGAAUCUGCUCAGCUGGUCAGCACCACCAAAGAGAUGUACAACUGGAUCCUGGCUGUUCCUCCUAACAACCUUAACAUGAUCUUCCAGGAGGUGUUGGUUGAUCUCAACUCUAAGAAUGAACGUGGUUUGUACCAGUCACGGAUCAAGGCCACUGUUGGCGGGCGACCUUUGACCUUUUACAGCUUGGUGGGUUUGGAAAAUGAAGCAUUUUACCGCAGCAUGCCACGCAUCAUUGCGGUUGCCAUCGAUUCUCUCAAAACGUAAAACACACUCACAGACACUUGUAUACAAUGCAGAAAUUGUGCUUAAUGUAUGUGUGUGGGUUUAAAACUG
Messenger RNA from Xyrauchen texanus (razorback sucker), 2553 nucleotides. RefSeq names its product serine protease 56 (gene prss56). The record is from RefSeq and is a predicted model, not a curated record. The coding region runs from base 1 to 2484 and encodes 827 amino acids. Gene Ontology annotation, molecular function: serine-type endopeptidase activity. Lineage: Eukaryota; Metazoa; Chordata; Actinopteri; Cypriniformes; Catostomidae. The transcript has 13 exons. Gene Ontology annotation, biological process: proteolysis.